Messenger RNA from Solanum pennellii, 772 nucleotides. RefSeq names its product protein GAST1. The transcript is spliced from 4 exons. Lineage: Eukaryota; Viridiplantae; Streptophyta; Magnoliopsida; Solanales; Solanaceae. The record is from RefSeq and is a predicted model, not a curated record. The coding region runs from base 120 to 458 and encodes 112 amino acids.
CAAGUGCUAGGCUAAAGAGCUUAACCACUUGAGAAGAUCCCUCUCUAUAAAUAGAAGUCGAUUCUCUCAAAGCUCUACACACUUCACUUCCUCUCUUAGCUUCAAACAAAAUUACUACAAUGGCUGGGAAAAUGAGCAUUGUCUUGUUUGUUCUUUUGGUGGUUUUCCUGACUCAAAGUCAGGUUUCAAGGGCCAACACUAUGCGUGAUGAGCAGCAGCAACAACAGAGAAAUAACCAACUGUAUGGUGUUAGUGAGGGAAGUCUUCAUCCUCAAGAUUGUCAACCAAAAUGCACGUACCGGUGUUCAAAGACAUCGUAUAAGAAGCCGUGUAUGUUUUUCUGCCAGAAAUGCUGUGCAAAGUGUUUGUGUGUUCCUGCUGGUACCUAUGGCAAUAAGCAAAGUUGCCCUUGCUACAAUAACUGGAAGACCAAAAGAGGUGGCCCAAAGUGCCCAUGAUCAUCCAUAUUGUAUUAAAAUGUGACUGCAAACACCCAACUUCUGUCAAAUCUAGUAGUAUUAAUUAAUUAAUCAACACUUGUCUCAAGUGGUGUAUUAGCUAGUAAUGUUAGGUCCCAAUUAUAUAGAAGAAGAUUGGGCUAGCUACAAGUACUAUAGCAUGGUUAUAAUUAUGCAGCUUUUUUGUGUGACUUAUUUUAUAUUAUUAUGACUAUAUCUUAAGUGAUAUUUAUUGGUGUACCAUAAGAAUUAUAGCAUGUUCAAGUCAUCUAGUCCAAGGCCAACUUGGCGUUUGAAUGGGCUAUUAUACUAAA